CCCAGCCAUGGCCAUCUCCCGCAAGCUCUCCGCGAUGAGCGACGAGCAGCGCGACGUGCGCCGCUACGUCAAGCUCGCCUACUUUGCGAUGGCUGCCUGCGGCCUCGCGGCCUUCGCCUACCUGGGCGGCGAGUCGGACGCGCACCUCGCCUCGGAGGGCGCACCUCAUCGCCGCCGUCUCGGAGGGGGCGGGCCCGUCGUCGGCUGGGGCAAACCCGGGGGCAAGCUCAAGCUUGACUGCCACUACAUGAACCCGUUGUACAACUACUCGGACUCCGCCCCGGCUCCCGACCACUACCGCCAGCUGGCAGAGGAGGGCGGCUUCCCGGAGGUGGAGGGCGGCAAGGGCUUGCCGGAUAACGCGCCGCCAUGCCCGCCCGCGCCGCCCUACAAGGUCCACUCUUGCCAGGUCCUCUACUGGGACCUGACCGACUUUGACACGAGCGGCGGCGUCGCCGUCUGGCUCUUCAUCAUGUUCUACUGCUUCGUCGGCAUCGCCAUCGUCUGCGACGACUUCUUCGUCGAGGCGAUCGAGGAGGUGGUCGAGGUGCUCAAGAUUCCCGAGGACGUCGCCGGCGCAACCUUCAUGGCGGUCGGGUCGUCGGCGCCCGAGUUCUUCACGGUGAUCAUCGCCACGAUGGUGACCGAGUCGGACGAGGGCAUCGGCGACAUCGUCGGCGCCGCCGUCUUCAACUCGAUGACCAUCGUCGGCCUGACUUGCAUCUUUGCCGGCCAGACCCUCGUCAUCACCAAGUUCCCGGUGCUGCGCGACUUCUCCUUCUACAUCCUCUCCAUCAUCCUCCUCUUCCUCUUCGCCCUCGACGAGAAGAUUCUCUGGUACGAGUCCCUCCUCCUCCUCAUCGGCUACGCGUCCUACGUGUUUUGGAUGACCAAGAACCGCAAGAUUGCAAGGGCCAUGUACAGCCGCGGCGGCUUCCUCAAGUCACUGACGGCCGACUACAUCGCCGACGUCGAGCGCCGCGCCAAGGAGGCGGAGGAGAAGGAGGCCAAGAAGGCGGCCAAGGAGGAGGGCGACGCCGAGGCCGGCCAGCCCAAGCCCAAGGAGGGCGGUGUCGGCUUCACCCCCACGGCGUACGACGCGAACGCCGAGGGCGCGGACAAGUCCUCCGCCGCUUCGGCCGCGCCCGCGGCCUCGCCGGCCAGCAGCGCCAAGCCCUCCUUCAUCCGGACCCUCUCCUUCACGCUGCGCAACUCCAAGUCGUUUGUUGCCUUCCGCAAGAACACGUCCGCCUACAAGUGCAUCGCCAAGGUCCAAAAGGCCUUCUCGUGGCCGCUCACCACCGCCUUCAAGCUGUCGAUGCCGGAGUCGAUGCGCGACAAGUGCAAGUACUGGUUCAUGGGGAACUUCGUCGUGUCGGUCGCCUGGAUCUGCGUCCUCAUCACGUGCGUGCUCAUCUUCACCACGCGCGUCGGCUGCAUCCUCAACAUCCCGGGCAUCGUGAUGGGCACCAUCGUGCUCUCCUCCGGCACCUCCGUCCCCGACUCGCUCUCCUCCAUCAUCGUCGCGCGCAAGGGCGAGGGCGACAUGGCCAUUGCAAACGUGCUCGGCUCAAACAUCUUUAACAUCUUCGUCUGCCUUGGCUUCUCGUGGAUGCUCUGGAACAUCGCCGAAGGCCCCUACGAGGCGAACGCGCUGAAGGGCAACCUCUGGUUCCCCAUCAUGAUUGUGCUCGUCUACUCGUGCUUCCUGCUCAUCGCCUUCAUCGUCUCGCGGUGGCAGCUCACCAAGAAGCUCGGCUUCUCGCUCAUCUUCCUGCACAUGACCUUCAUCGCCCUCACGCUGCUCACCAACUCGAUCGGCGGAAAGGAGCCCGUCCUGCUCCUGCCCAACACGCCCGGCUGGUCGGACGGGCGCUGAGCCUCAGAGCAUCUCCGAGCUGGGGCGCUCGGGCUUGCCUUGAGCUAUGGCAUGCGCGCCGGCAUCUUUCUGCUGGCCGCCUGCAGACGCCCUCUUCUAGCGGGCCUCGGUCGGGCUUGAGCAUGUACAAGGACACGGACAAUGGCGACGCGGCAGCGGCGCGGCGAGGGGGGCAGCGCAGAGGGGCAGACGAGAGGGCGGAGACGACCGGCUCGCUAGAGCGAGCUCCAAGCCCGCCGCCGUUGUGGGGGGGCCAGGCGGACGAAACGUGCUACAUGGUUCGUCACGGUCCCAGGACGAGGACGCAGGACCGGCCGUGUUUCCUUCUAUACAUGUAACAAGUUUGACUCCGC
Emiliania huxleyi CCMP1516 is the source of this 2232-nucleotide messenger RNA. It is a transcript of the gene NCKX2, whose product is annotated as Na+/Ca2+-K+ exchanger. The transcript has 7 exons. Gene Ontology annotation, cellular component: membrane. Gene Ontology annotation, molecular function: calcium, potassium:sodium antiporter activity; calcium channel activity. The record is from RefSeq and is a predicted model, not a curated record. The coding region runs from base 8 to 1879 and encodes 623 amino acids. Lineage: Eukaryota; Haptophyta; Isochrysidales; Noelaerhabdaceae. Gene Ontology annotation, biological process: intracellular calcium ion homeostasis; calcium ion transmembrane transport.